Molecule: messenger RNA, 6100 nt
Organism: Scatophagus argus
Lineage: Eukaryota; Metazoa; Chordata; Actinopteri; Scatophagidae
Gene: adamtsl4
Product: ADAMTS-like 4
Exons: 17
Coding region: 355-3954 (1199 amino acids)
Biological process (GO): extracellular matrix organization
Cellular component (GO): extracellular matrix
Molecular function (GO): metalloendopeptidase activity
Source: RefSeq, a predicted model, not a curated record
UUGUGUCUCCUGUCGUCGUCGUCCCUCCGACUACCAGGCGUCACACCAGUUUAUAAUAAGGACCCCAAAAAAGUUGACGAGUGAACGAGACCGAACGAGAGAGAGGGGGGAGAGAGAGGGAGAGAAAACGGAGCCCUUCCCACUCUCCGAAAAUCACGGGGAGUGACUGUGACAGGAGGAAGGGGACAGAGAGAGAGAGAGAGGGCUGAAGAAGCCUUCGCAGGACUUCAUCACAUUUCUUUCAGGACUGCACGGACCAGAACGGACCACUAACCAAUCACUAGCCUGGACUGAUAAUCAAUAGCGGCGAUUAGCAGCUGAGCGAGAAGUGUUGUGGGAGACCCUUGGAGGAGCAUGCGGCUCAGUUUGCUAUUCAGGCUCUAUGUGGUGUGGGGAUUUGUGGUGGUCAUGACCUCUGUGACCAAGGCUGCCAAGAGGAAGGUGGCAGGCCGACGGUCCAGACAGGCAUUUGAGGCGGAGCCUGUCGAGGGGGUGUGGUCUGUAUGGGGGGAGUGGUCUGAAUGCUCUCAGACCUGCAGUGUGGGUGUCUCACAGAGGAGCAGGCAGUGUUUACCUCCUCCACCUCCCAACUCCCCUCCCCUCGCCCACUCUCCACCUAACUGGGCAGGUUAUUUGCCAGGGGGCAUCGGAGGUCCCGUCAUCUCACCUGUGCGCCCCUACUACCCUCCUCGUUACCCUGGCCAACAUUCCUCUUAUCACUCCCCUUCCAUCCCCACCAAUCACAACCCAGGAUUGCCGCUGUACAGGAACAACAGCCCGGGAGGAGGAGGAGGAGGAGGAGGAGGAGCUCCUGUACCGGGACAGACUAAUCCAUCCUCUUCUUUUUACCGGCCAGAAUACUCCUUAACCAAUCAAGACCAUGUACCUGUUUACCGACCUCCAUACCACGCUCCUUCACAUGGCUACAACCAGCCAACGCGGAUCAUCAGGAGACCGAACAAUCCAGGAGCAGUGAGGGCCGGAGGAGGCGGGAACAGAAGGUCUGUCUCCCCCAGUCGGGACGGUUUGCCUGCGAGGAGGUCUUCCAACAUCCGUCCGGGUCAGUUUGGGUACGGCCGGGUCCCGUUUUCCCUGCCUCUGCAUCGCCCCAACCGGCAAGCUCGCCACACUGGUAACGGUACCGACACUGCAACACCGGGCACUGUGCUAGCUGCCAGUGAAGAUGAUGCUGAGACUACAAGGAAAGAGGAAGGAGAGGUGGAGAGUGAUGGAGAAGACAGGGAGCCAGCGAGGAGUGAGGAAGAGGAGAGCACUGACACACCUGGUGCUGAAGAGUUGCCUACAACCACCACAACUGGCAGCCCACACCGUCAUGUUGUCAGACCGUCACAAACCAACACAGAGCACGGGAGACCAAGAGUCCCAUCCUCUCACCCCUACUCUCGCUCCUCACCCUUCCUGCCUAACCGCCACCGAUUUGACUGGAGCUCCGUCACCGCGCCACCUCCCCUCUCCCGCCCAAACUCUCCUGCCGCCGCUUCACCCUUUUCCACCUCUCUCCACCGCUCUAGCCCUACACACAUCGACAGGGAGAUCCACCCAGGCUUCAACCCCCAUGUCCCACAGGCAGGCAAUAUCUACCCACUACAGCACCCCCACAUCCCACACCUGGGAGUUGAAUCAGCCAGGGAUGGAGCAAGAGGAACUCCUCAGGUCUACAGAUGCUCUGGGCCAGAUAAGGAGUACCGCAGGUGCUUCUCUCAGGUGUGUGGAGGAGGUGCGCUGGACUCCAGGGCAGAGCAGUGCGCGGCCUUUAACACCCAGGAGUUCAUGGGUCGCCUCUACAACUGGGAACCUUUCACUGAGGUUGGUCCGGACAAGCAGUGCGAGCUGACCUGCAGACCUGCCGGCUAUCGUUUCUACGUUCGUCAGGCCGAGCGUGUCAGAGACGGGACCCCCUGCCUCAACAUCAGCUCAAAUGAUGUGUGCGUCGAAGGACAAUGUCUGACCGAGGGUUGUGAUGGGUUGCUUGGCUCUGGCUCUGUGAUUGACAAGUGUGGAGUGUGUGGUGGGCGGGACACCUCCUGUCAAAAGGUGACGGGAAGCUUCCAAAAUGUCACAGUUCCCCUUGGUUACCACAAGAUCCUGGACAUCCCACCCGGAGCUACUUUUAUUAACAUCACCGAGAGACGAGCCAGUCCUAAUUACUUGGCCAUGAGGAGUGGUACUGGGGCUUCAGUGGUGAACGGGCGGUGGGCUGUGGACCCUCCAGGGGAAUACCAGGCAGGAGGCACUACCUUCACCUACACCCGACCUAGAGCUCAAGCAGAGGGGGAGGAAGAGAGAGGCGAGUCCCUCAGGGCUCCAGGACCAACCACCACACAGCUACAGCUAUAUAUCAUUUUCCAUAAGGAGAACCCAGGCAUCGACUAUGAGUUUUAUGUCCCUGUGGAGAAGAAGGAGGCAGAGAGGGAGAGGCUGGUGGAGAGAGAGAGGGAGACACUCAGAGAGGUGCCCAGAGAGAGACAGAGGGAGCGAGAGCCAGUGAGGGCACCCCUUCGCAGUCCUCUCACCGUAUCAGUAGAAGACCCUCCUCCUGCUCCCCCUCCUGUUUCAGUCCCUUCUUUCCCCUCUUCCUCCUCCUCCUCCUCUUCCUCCUCCUCCUCCUCUGUGUUUUCUCCUCCCUCCUCGGACCGGUGGACACCCGAGAGGUCACGUCCUCGAGGCUCUGCGCCCAACAGGAAUGCUCGGAUCCCCCCUCGUACAGACCUGCCACUGGACACUCAGCCACCAUUUGUGUGGAGGAGAGGGGGGCUCACUGAGUGUUCUGCUUCCUGUGGCAAAGGAUCUCAGUACAGAGUCAUUCUAUGUGCAGACCGCCACACAGAUGAAGAAGUCCCAGAGAGGAAAUGUGACUCCGCAGCCAAACCUGUCCCUGAGGAGGAGCCUUGUAACACACAGCCCUGCCCACCAUUCUGGGAGGCCAGUUUGUGGUCAGAGUGCAGUGUGUCCUGUGGCCCCGGGAUGCAGCAGAGGCAGCUCCAGUGCAGGCAGAGCUUCGGGAACCGCUCCACCAUGGUCCACCCACAGCGUUGUGCCAGCCUCACCCCACCAGAGUCCACACAACCGUGUCAGCUCCGCCUCUGCUCCCACUGGGAGGUCAGCUCUGACUGGAGUCAGUGCUCAGUGGACUGUGGAGUCGGGAGGAGGACAAGGAGUGUCAGCUGUGUCACCAAUCAGGGCAGCAUCGUCAACGACCAGGAGUGCAACUCUCGGGCUCGCCCACAGGGAAGUGAGGAGUGCAACAUGGGGCCCUGCGUAACCAACUGGUACUUCACUAGCUGGUCCAGCACUUGUUCAGCACAGUGUGGCCCCGGGGUGCAGAGGAGGGAGGUGGUGUGUCUGACUCGAGGAGGGGUCAGGGAGGGUGGAGGAGGAGGAGACUGUGUCGGGGAAAAACCGGCAGAGAUGAAGGCCUGCAACGGGGGUCCCUGCGUGCCCACAAGCAUGUGGUACAGCAGCCCCUGGACACAGUGCAAUGUCCCAUGUGGGAAUGGAACUCAGCGACGAGACAUCAUUUGUGUCCAGAAGACAGGAAAUGAUUUUACCAUCGCACCAGCCAGUGAGUGUGCACAUCUGGACAAGCCCGUCGUGGUCCAAGAGUGUGAGAUGGGAGAGUGUCAGCCGCAGUGGUUCACAACAGAGUGGAGCGCGUGCUCGCGCUCUUGUGGGAAAGGAUUACAAAUGAGGGAGGUACGGUGUCUGACACCAGACAAAAAGCACAGCCAUGGGUGCGAUUUGAAUGCCAAACCCGAACAGGAGCAAAUCUGCAACACAAUACCCUGCAGCCCACAAGUCUCAGAUGAAAACUGCCGAGACAGACGUCACAACUGCGUGAUGGUGGUUCAGGCCAGGCUGUGCGUCUACUCCUACUACAAGAGCGCCUGCUGUGCCUCGUGUACCCAGAGUGCCCAGCGUGCCAAGAGGCACUGACAGCACGGAGUCACAAUCACAGACAGCCCAGGUGUGCAAGAAGUCGAGGAUUAGGUCAGAGGGGCUGAUGACAAGCUUGUAGAAAUGACAGCCCAGAGUAGACAGAAUCCCUGCUAUGGACGUCAGAAAACAUUUUCUCCUGAGUCUUCAGGUAAAACACUGUGAAAGCAGCCGGUUCCUUUUUCCAGAUCUCCAUAUACCGUUUUACAUUGUCUUUUCGAACCGCAUGUUCCACUGAGCUUGCAUCGGUUUACAGUGUGGGUCAGCUUUAACAGGUUCGCAGUGUGUCACACGGGGCUGAUUUCAAAUAUGGCUGAGAGAUUGUAAUGGACGGCGCUCACUGAGGACACGGCGGUGUUUCAACAUCAAACCUAGCCUUUUUUUAAGAUUCUCUCUAAUUUACAGAUGUAAUCAGACAUGCAUACCACUAGUUAUCAAAAGAAAUGUGCUGAACAAAUAAUUACCAUGUGUGCUAGAUUGUAUGCUGUAGUACUAUGUGUGCUGAAGAUCUACUGGAAUAGAUCUAAUGUGUUUCUGUACACUGCAUAUGCAGACACCCCCAACCUCAGCUAGAAGGAUUUCAUUAACAUAUCGUAUGUUGUUUUCUCCGUUUGCCAAAAAAAUGGUGUCCUCCUAUUGUGCAGUUCAGUAUUUGAACAGAAGAACCAAAGGUAUGUGGUGAGCAAUAAGUGACCAAAUAUAUCAGAGUGGGAAGACGCGAGAUUCCUCCCAGACAAGAAGGAUGUUAGACAUGGAUGUCUUGUGUGGUAAUUAUCUACUCAUGCCAGUUAUAUAUCCAUGUAGGUCUUUUGAAAGAGAGCUGUCAGUGUUUAAAAUCCACAGCUCGGGUGUGAAGACUCAAGCUGCCUUAAUGUUUUAACUAAACUAAAGACGAAACUGUUAACAAAAUAACAGGACAUGGUUUUAAGAAAGACUGGUGCCAUUUUGUACUUUUCUUGUCGUCAACGAAUCACACGAAAAGACCAAACCAACAAUAUGCUGGUCUGGUGCUCACUGCUUUCUGACUUCCCAAGCAUAUCUCUGACGAACACCAGUAUGCCAUUUCCUUUCAAAAAAAAAAAACAAAAAGCAGAGACAGUGGAGCUCUGUUUCACACAGAAAUAUGAUAGAUGAGGCUUUGGUUGGUUUUGGUCUUUUCAAUCGAUUUUUUGACAAUUAAAAAAAAAUAUAGGGACUUAGUGGCGGCGCCCAGGUAUGGAGGUGUGAAAUGAUUCAUUCCUGGCUGACCUAAUUUAGUGAUCGUGUUACCUUGAAGGUUCUGCAGAGGUCUUCCCUUGUUUUCUCACCUCAUCUAAAUUCUUUUUUAAUUUUAUUUUAUUUGUGAAUAGAUGAAGAAGCCAGUAUUAGGAAACCUCACGAAGACUGAGAAAGCUGCUUUCUUCCAACAGUCUUUUGAUAGUUCAGCUUAUGUUAUGGAUCGAAUGCAAUCAUUCUGCUUUGGCCUGAAAGGAAAUAUUUUGUAAUCUGAGGCGGCGACCUUUGUAUAUGUGUGUAAGUGCUUGUUAUGUUUAUCUCUCUUUCUCUUUCAACCCCCCCCCCACACACACACACACACACUCACACAAUACACCCUGCCCACUCAAAGUCUGUAUAUUUGUCAGUUAUGUUUUUAUGUCUAAAAUUUCUUUGAACGAAGUAGGCGCUUAUGUUUAUAACUGAGUAGUGUUAUCAGAAGUGUUGUUGUAGAACGCAUUUAUUAACAUCUAGCUGUCAUACUUGCAUUUGACAAGAGAAUCAGCGACUUCAUUGUGCUUGUAAGUUUUGGAUGUGUGCGUUCAUGUGUGUCUGUGUGUGUGUGCACGUGUGUUUGUGUGUGUGUGUGUGUGUGUGUGUGUGUGUGAGUGCUUGUGUGUCUUGCAUCUGUGGCUUUGAAUGUGCCAUUCUUGUCUCUAAUCCUACGUAGUAAAAAUUACUUUUUAUAUAAAAGCGAAAAACGGAUAGUAAUUUAUCUAAAGAACAUGUAAUUUAUUUCCUAUUUUAAGAAGCUGUAGCAAUUUUUCUUUGCUGCCACCAGGAUUUAUGAGAUUGUUAUUACUGAUACGCGGACAUUUUUUUUUAUCAAGCAAAAAACAGUGUGGAAAAAUUAUUAUCUCAAAGAUUCAUUUUAAAUAAAACUGAAACAACA